CGAUAAAGGCAGAGGCAGAUGACUACAGGGACUUGGUGUGGAGAGGGAUGAGGCGGCGUGACUUCUCCCUCUACAAGGAGUAUGCCACCGAUAGAUGUCCUGAUUUCAAGGACCAUCCCUGGUCGGAGAAGAAUGAAGCCGUGGCCGAAGAAGUGAAGGAGAUAAGGGACAUGGUAAAGGGAUUGACAAGACAUGUUACAGAAAUUGUAACCACCACAGGAGCCACGGCAUACCGGGACAAGCCCGGAGGGCCCUAUUCACUUCGCUGGGAUCGGAUGAACACUGAUUCCUGGAGGAGUGUCGAGGAUAGAAAUCCUCGAACACUGACUGAUUAUCGUACAAGGGAAAGGGAGAGAGACGAUGAGCCAUGGCGACGUAGGGAUGAUGAGAUAGACCGGGACCGUAGGACUCGCGAGAUGUAUGGGUGUGCUAGAAGACUGGAUGACUACUCGCGUAGCGCUCGUUAUGAGCGUGACGGGGGUAGAAGUGACUCUCGAGGCCGGUGGGAGUCGGAUCAGGGCCGACGAGAUGGAUGCAGGGAUGGUAGAUAUGAGAGAUCGGACCGUGAUGGGCAUAGAGACGACAUAUAUGAGAGAUCGGAUCGAGACGGAUACAAGGGUGGCAGAUAUAAGAGACGAGAUCGGGUCGAUGAUUCACGCGGGCGGUACGACCGAGGAGACCAACGUGAUGAUUCACGCAGGCGAUACGACCGAGGAGACCGACGUGAUGAUUCAUGCGGCCGAUACGACCGAGGAGACCGACGCGAUGAUUCACGCGGGCGAUACGAAUACGGAGACCGUCGCAAUGAUUCGCGCGGCAGGAAUGAGAGAGGGGGAUAUGGCGCUUCGGCUAACCCGUAUCCGAAGUCCCCUGACCCAAGAGCCGUGAGAGGUUCGACCUCCAGAGGCGCAGACGACAGGCCACCCACACCCAGGAACUCUUGCGUUUACUGCAGGGGGGAUGAUCAUAUCAAGAGAGAUUGCCUAGAUCUCAAACGAGCAAUAGAUGAAAGCCUUGUCGUGCUUAAUGACCGCAAGUACGUCAAAUGGGCAGAUGAUCUGGGAGACGUAUCAAUGUUCCCCUCGAUGAAGGAGAAUAUCGAAGCAAGGAGAGUAAAGCCGAGUAAAGGAAAGGAGCCGGUUAGGAGCCAGAGCAUCAAGAUAACUUUCGAAGGAGAUAUGGCGACCACACCCAUAAGGGUGGCAGCUACCAAGUCCGCAAGAGGGUCUACAUCGAAGAAGACUGACACGGAUUACGUGAUGGCGGAGAAGGACGGCGGACAGCGGAUCGAUGGAGAAGAGGUUAUUCUUUCGCCGCAAAAGCGGGGAGUAAAGAAGUUCUUGAUGAAGAGUUCGCUGGAUGAGAUUGACACGGUCGAGCCACAGAGACGGACCCUUCGGCAGCCCAUGCAGUGCUCUAUUCUGGAGUACCUGGCGGCAUCGAAGCCGGCUCGCGAUGAGUUGCAGAUGAUCACGCGGAAGACUCGCAUACCUCUAUCAGAGGAGGCUCAAGGGGCCCCUAAGGCGGAAGCUCCUACCGUAGCAGUAACGGGGGUGACUGCCAGAGCGGAUCGCAUGGCGACAGUCCGUCUUGAUGGGAUGGAAGGUGUGCCUCCAGACAAGUUUUACAUACUCGGUAGUGGGGCCGUGGAGACGAUCAUAAACGAUGGAGCGGUACUAGAUGCUGUGAUCGAUAACGGCAGUGAGGCUGUCAUUAUAGACGAGGAUCUGGCAGUACAGGUCGGACUGAGCCUCGAUAGGUCACGCCUAUUCAAGAUAGAGACUGCUGAUGAGAGAAAGCAACAGAUCACUGGGGUUUGUCACAACGCAGUCAUAGAGGUCCAAGGGGUACGAGUGACCGUGUCCGUCUUUGCAGUCAAGAACUGCAGCUCAGAUCUGCUCUUGGGACGAACGUGGUUGAGCCACGUGCAUGCGGUGACGAUAGAGUCUACCAGAUGGGAGCCAGACAUUGUCCAUUAAGAAGCUAGAUGGGACGCGGGUCAUGAUUGAAACGGUGGAGCCUCGGGACCCGAGGAACAAAGCAGCUCUCGCAGU
Molecule: messenger RNA, 2054 nt
Organism: Chara braunii
Lineage: Eukaryota; Viridiplantae; Streptophyta; Charophyceae; Charales; Characeae
Source: the annotation of a GenBank genome assembly